AUGCAUGUCUACUCUUGUAUUAUAAAGUGGGAUUGGAGGAGGGCCCCGGAGUCGUCUGUGGCCGUUAAUGAGAGGAUGGAACUUGAAAGAUUAUUGAGAGAUAUUGUGGUGGUUGAUAAAGAAGACACAUGGGAGUGGAAUGAUAGUAGGAAUAUUGAGUUUUCGGUUUCAGCGGCGAAAAAAUGGUUACGUGGUUCGACGAGAUGCGAGCGGUUUCAGUUUCAAUGGAGUAAGUGGGUGCCAAGUAAAUGUAACAUUUUCAUGUGGCGAGCUUUUUUGGAUCGUUUACCGACUAAAGUGGCUUUGAUGAGACGUAGGAUUUUUGUGGAGAACAUUAUGUGCGUUUGGUGCCAUAGCAAGGAAGAAAGUAUAGAGCAUCUUUUAACAGGUUGUCAUAUUUCAGCAGCUGUUUGGAGUGGCAUAUCGAGAUGGUGCAGAGUUCCGGAGGUAUAUGCGUUUGGCGUUAAGGAUUUGGUCGACCUUCACGAAUAUUAUGGCGGGUCAGACACUAAGAAGUUGCUGCUGCACGGUUUAAUUAUCAUAGUCUGCUGGCGGUUAUGGAGAGCAAGGAACGAGACGGUUUUUUCAAGUAAAGAUGCUAAGGUAGGUGAUAUUAUUGCGGACGUUAAGUCUUUUGGUUUUUUGUGGUAUAAACAUAGGUUUAAACAAGUGGUGAUGGAUGGUGGUGGGGUGGUGGUAGGUGGGGUGGUCAUAGGUGGUGGGAGCUGA
Molecule: messenger RNA, 729 nt
Organism: Helianthus annuus (common sunflower)
Lineage: Eukaryota; Viridiplantae; Streptophyta; Magnoliopsida; Asterales; Asteraceae
Exons: 2
Coding region: 1-729 (242 amino acids)
Source: RefSeq, a predicted model, not a curated record